This is a messenger RNA of Moesziomyces antarcticus, 6750 nucleotides long. RefSeq lists its product as uncharacterized. The transcript has a single exon. Bases 1 to 6750 code for a protein of 2249 amino acids. NCBI's taxonomy places the organism in Eukaryota, Fungi, Basidiomycota, Ustilaginomycetes, Ustilaginales, Ustilaginaceae. Gene Ontology annotation, molecular function: phosphorelay sensor kinase activity; histidine phosphotransfer kinase activity; protein binding. The record is from RefSeq and is a predicted model, not a curated record. Gene Ontology annotation, biological process: phosphorelay signal transduction system; protein autophosphorylation.
AUGGAACUCAGUCCAACACGCCCCACCGCCAUAGCCGCGGACUCCGGCUCCCACCCACCAUCCAGAACAGACGCCACCGUGCACGUCUCUUCCGGCUCCUCCUCGUCCCAAUCAGCGCAUACCUCCUCCGCCGACUCGGGCCUCGCUGGCCAACUCUCAGCCACCCCUUCGUCCUCCACAUCGCCUCCGAUCAAGCCGCCCAAAAUGAGGGUGCCUGCCUCGGAUUUCGACGAUGCCAGCAGCAUCGGCUCCAACGAUGCUCUCUCCAUCGCCAAGGUGCAGAUCAAAAGCGCGCUCUCGUCCCCACGCUCCUCCAUCUCGUCUUCCGGUGCCGUCCGCAGAGGCGCAUGGAGGGUCAUGGGCGCCGCCUCCUCAGCUUCAGCCUCUCGCAGCUUUACCCAUGGCUACCGCGGCGAGAUGUACGCCUCCUCCACCUCGUCCGAACACGACGCCGACGACACAUCUGCACCGCCAACAUCGCGCAUGCACACAUCCGACGACGUCAUCCAAACCGCAGCUUCUCCUGCCUUCAACCAACGCUCUCCCAGCGCCGCCAGCAUCGCCAGUGACAUCGAAGACACCUACCGCGAAAAUCCGCACGAGCUCAGCGUCGUCGACCACCCGGCAUGGCACAAGCUGCGCACCCAGCCCGGCGUCGCCGCGCCCGGCACGCUGAGCUACCUUCCGUCGCUGCCGCCAAAGGCCGGCCUCACCUCGGACGACGCGGACUUGGACGCCAUGUCGGACGCACACCAACCGUCGCUGGCCAGCCCACAACGUCCCGAGUUCUCUCAUCCCUUCCAACAAGAUGCAUCCUCGCCUUCCUUCGCAGCGUCUGCGCACGCCAACGGCGACGCCGCGCGCGCAUCCGCCAUGCCGAUCGGCAAGGACGCAUCAGCUCCAGAACAAGACGAAUCGCUGCAAGACGUCGAGCCGGGUGCGUACGACUGGGCCAACUUCGUCUAUGCCUACGCCCGCGGACGUUGGAAUCCGGGUCUUAUCCCGCAGCCUCCAGGCCGCUCGACCGUCGUCCCUGGCGCCAAGGUCCGCAUCAGCACCACGCUCGACCCUCCACUCGACGAAGAAGCUCCCGCCGCAGCCCUGGCAGGCGCCCGCAGGCCAUCGCUCGAGUACCUCAUGCCCGAUUCGGAACAGGCCGACCCUUCCAACUUGCUCGCCAUGGCCCCGGCUUUCGAGCCUCACAGCCUUCCACUCAGCGCCCACGGCAGCUUGGAUGCCCGCACAGAGCCCGGCGAAAUCGGCUCGGCUGCCUCGUUUCCCGUGGGCGCCAGCAGCGCUGCCCCUCCCUCCCAACUAUUCGACACAAAGACGCCCGGCCGCUCUCAAAGUCUCGAGUACUCCUUGCCAGCCGACCAAAACCCUGCCGCAUCUUCCGAGGACAAGCCGAUCCACGCCGCGAGCUCGGCAGGUCCGGCGCAGGCUCUCGGCGCCGCGGCGAACGACGCGGCCAUCGAUGCCAACAUCCUCGCUGCUCUCAGGGAACCUUCUGCUAGCAUGUCGGCUGUCACACGAGCAUCUCGGGCGAUGGCCGUCAGCACCGGCGCACAUGCUCAAAACGAUGCCGAAAGCAGCACCGAUGGCCGAGACGAGGCUCAUUCGCCUCAUCGCUCCAAGACCGCACCCGAGGUCUUGCGAACCAGUGUCGCACGUUCCGAUCUUCCAUCACAACCAGAUCGAGCCGACGCAGUUCCAGCAUCGCUGGCCCCGUCCACUCCACCCAGAAGCGUCCGUCAGAUGUCAGAUUCCAGGAUGCACCGAGAUUCGCCCACAGAUUCUCCGUUCACCUCAAUCUUGACGGAUGAUCCGACCAAGACAGUCGUCAGAACUCCGACCAAGGCACUUUCAGAUCCGCUCGAUGCCGCCACGCCUGUCCAGCAGUCCGGCACCCCGCGCGCUCUCAAGGAGGGUCUGUCGCCGCUGUCCACUCCUUUGGCAGAGGCUGCACCCUCGGAGUCGACGCGAACGCCGUCCAAGCUCGCUCAGGGCUACGCGAGCACGUCGUCCAGCGCCACUCGCGCCAGUGAGGCGCGCUCCUCUGACGAGACCGCAGACAACAAGACUGAAGGCGGGGCAGAAGCGCCGAAUCGCCCGGGGCCGACGCCGCUCCAAGCUACUCACGGCCCCUCUGCGCAGCCGGUCGUAUGGCAGUCGGCACCGGAAGGUCUUUCCAGCUUCGCCGAGGUAAUGUCUCGUCAAGCCUCGGCCGCGGCCGCGGCCGUCGGAGAGCCCAAGGUGUCGUAUACUAACGAUGUCGCUCUCGAGAACGUCACGGUGGCGGGUCUGCGACGCGCUGCGCGGCGCACGAGCAUGGAGAGGGCCGAGCGAGCCGAAUCGGAACGCACGCGCGUCGACGGUGGUCGCAACCAAAAGGGUCCCUUGGUGUCUCAUAGCGCGAGCUUCCCCGGCAGUUCGCCACGGCCGUCCUUCUCGGCCGCUGGCGGGCCGCGCGAAGGAGUUCAGGCCCUGUCGCGUCUCUCCCCAGCUGGGGGCUCACUGUCGAGCGCCUCGGCCUCGGCCUCGACCAACAACGGCCCGACUGUCAACGUGGCGCACUUUGUCGACGGUAAACAGAGCGGCGAGACGCGCAUCGAUCUUCGAGGCACCGUCACCAGCUCUCCCGCCUUCACCGCCAAGGAGUCGGAAGAAACGGUAGGCACGGCCUCAGCGCUCCACGACGCCAGCGAAAAGGAUGUAUCGCUUGCCGCCAAUGCCUCGACGGGACCGAGGCCCGGCAUCACCAGCACAGCCUCCCAGCGUAUCCAGUCAUACCUCGCCGCGGGCAGGCGUGCUGAACUCUUCUACCGCGACCACGGCUACCUUCCGUCGAUCCUGCCUCCUCACGAGGAGUCGCGACUGCACGCCCUCGCCCGCUACGGCCCGCCCAAGAUCGCCGGCAAUCCGAAUUUCGAGAGGAUCGCGCACCUGGUCAAGCUCGUGUUCAACUCUAAGCUGGUGCUCAUCACUCUGGUUGGCGAGAACGAGCAGAUCGUCCAGACGCAGAUGGGAGGCGGGGGCGAGGUCACGACCGCAUCACUCCAGACCCUCGCCGGCUCGCGCAAUUGCUCCUUCUGCUCUCACGCCAUCCUGCAGGACGGCGAUGAGCCCAUCGUCAUCUUCGACGCCGCCAAAGACUGGCGCUUCUCGGGCAAUCCGCUCGUCAAGGGCUCACCCGACAUCCGCUUCUACGCCGGCAGUCCACUGCGCACUUCAGAUGGCCUCAACAUCGGCGCUCUCUGCUUGAUCGACGACAAGCCGCGCACUCAGUUCGGCCCGCGCCAGCGCCACACGCUCAAAGAGUUCGCCCGUGUGGUCAUGCGCGAGAUGCAGCUGCUGCGAGACAAGAUCCAGUUCAGCAUGCGCGACCGCAUGCAGCGCUCCGUCGAGCUUUUCACCAAAGAGUGUCUCGAGAUGGAUUCCGAGGAGGGCGAGUCGGAUGCGCUCGCUACCCCGCAAGGCACCGUGGGCACGCACAAGGUCUUCCAGCUGGCUGCGCAGAGCAUGCGCGAGGCUCUUCAGGCAUCGGGCGCCGUCAUCUUCGACCUCUCGCAUUUCGAGCUCAUCGACUCGUAUGACAAUGACUUCCUCCCCAGCGACCUCGGCACCGGAACCAGCAGCAAGAUCUACUUUGCCAAUCCGCUGUCCUCGCAAGAGCCAGGCGUGGCCGCUUCGGGCGCCAACAGGGGCGAUGUGUCCGGGUCCAACUCGGACGUGGCAGGCUCGCCGGGCAACGCCGGGACCAGCCUGGGGCGAUCUGGAACGAUUUCCGGCAAGAAGAGCGCCCGCGAGCGCCACUUUGAUGGCACCGCCGGCGUCGAGGCAUUCAGGAGUCCGUUCAGCUCGCCCGUGGGUGAGCAAAACGCCCGGGCCAAGCGCGUGCCGCCGAUGAACGUCCUUGGCGCGAGCGAGGCCGACACGUCUCCCGACCGGAGCGAGUUCGUACCGCUCAGCCACCAUGUGCAGAUGGCCGAGUUCUUGCGCGUGCAUCGCACCGGAAAGUUCUACUCGUACGCGCCACCGCCGUUCCGAUCGCUGCUGCCGCAUGGCGUGACGGGCCUGCUGCUGGUGCCGAUCUUUGGGCUCAACAAGCAGCCUUUCGCGCUUCUGUGCGCGUACAUCACGAGCUCGGAGCGAUCCAUUGCGCUCGAAGAGCUGCAAGUGAGCGGCCUGCAGUACUUGCGAGCACUCGGCAUGAUCGUGCUCAGCGCCAUCCUCAAGAAGGACAUUAUGCUUGCCGACAAGGCCAAGAGCAACUUCAUCUCCAACAUCUCACACGAGCUGCGCACGCCGCUCCACGGCAUCCUCGCCGCCGCCGAACUGCUGGCCGAGACGAAGCUCAACUCGACCCAGGGCUCGUACCUCGAGACCGUCGAGGCGUGUGGCAAGAGCCUGCUCGAGCUUGUCAACCACGUGCUCGACUUCACCAAGCUCAGCGGCAACACGCGGCAGGGACAGCGCUCCGUGCAGACAAAGACCAAGUGCGACAUGGUCAAGCUCAUUCAAGAGGUCUGCGAGAGCAGUUGGAUCGGCCAGAUGGCGCGACAGGUCGAGACCUUCACAUCGGGAAUUGGUAGCGUGUAUGCGCCGCCGUCGGACGGCGGAAGCGGCGACUCGUUGGUCCAGGCCAGGGCGCGCGUCGCGCGCGAGAACAAGGUCGAGACCGUGAUCGACAUUGCGCUUCGAGAAGACGGCUGGCUGGUCAAUUGUGACACAGGCGGCAUCCGCCGUGUGCUGAUGAACCUGAUCGGAAAUUCGCUCAAGUUCACCUCGUCAGGAUUCGUCCACGUCUCGCUUCGCGAAGUGCAAAGCUCGGCCACGCACAUCAUGGUCGAGCUUUCCGUCACCGACACUGGGCGCGGUAUUUCGCGGGCAUUCCUCGAGGAGCAGCUCUUCCAUCCGUUCACCCAAGAGAAUCCGCACGGCACCGGCACCGGUCUCGGCCUUUCGAUCGUCAACAGUAUCGUCCAGUCGCCCUCGAUGAACGGCAAGAUCGACGUUUGGAGCACGGAGGGAGAAGGCACCGAGAUCCGCGUCACCUGCGAGCUCGAGCUGUGCAACGACGAAGACGUCGAGGGCCCGACGUAUAAGCCUGCUGUCAACGUGCACAGCAAGUACAGCGUGGCAUUGGUCGGCUUCGACGAGUCGCGCGGCGAUCAGGAUCUGCGCAUGGCGCUCCAGGGCUACUUUCUCAACUGGUGGGAGUUCCGCAUGUCGCAGCAUGCCAGUCUCGACGACAAGAUCAGACACAGCGACGUGCUCGUGGUCAACGACGACAUGCCGCUGCUCGAUCGCAUCAAGACGGCGCGACAUGGCGAGCUGCCUCCGGUCGUCUUCCUCACUGCCAACCGCGGCGGCUCCGACAUUGCGAUGGCUUGCGAGGCGUACCACAAGGCCGGCGGCGUGGCGCGCAUCCUGUUCAAGCCCGCUGGGCCAGCCAAGAUCGAAAGCGUAGUCGACUUCUGCCUGCAGUGCCUGGAGCGCAAACGUUCGGGGGAUCCGCCGUGCUCCGAGGAGACCAAGCCCAGCACUCCUCUGCCCUCGCCAAGCGAAGCCAGCACGGUGCACAAGACCCAGCAGAUGGAGCAGAGCGACAGCUACUUUACGCCGCGCCACAGCCGGCCCGACAUCCAUCGCUAUCCUGGACACGAGCUUGGCUCGUUUGAGUCCAAUGCAUCGAUCACACCUCGUGCCGAGAACGAGGCGCCAGGACCUUUGUCGAGAGCGCAGCCCGAUGAUGCCGAAGCGGUGCGCACCGGCAGCGCGAUCCCCGCGACGGAGGCGUCGAAACGACCGACGCUGGAGCCCGGCGUGGAUCGCACGCGUUCCUACCACAUCUCGCCCGAGCCGCCCAUGAGCCCGUCGAGUUCAAACUCGCUCAUCCGACGUCACUCGACCGAGGCGAGGAUGGACGCCGGCACCGAGCGAUCGACGUCGACCAAGUCGCUCAAGCCGAGCCGGCCGCUGCUGCCAGCUCGGUCCAUCACGUAUCACGAGCCGCGUUUGCACAAGCAUGUGCUCAUGUCGCCGAUGGCGGGCAAUUCGCCGUCGCAUCGCGAUGGAGACGGCGAGUCGUACUUUGAGCGCGUGCCGACGCCUUCGACGCCGCAGACGCCCAACACGCCCGGCUCGACCGUGUCGCUGGAAGGAGGCGACGGGGCGGUGCUCAAGAGCGCGCUGGUGACGCAUCGCGCCGGGACGAGUCUGCUGGGCGCGGGAUCGGGCGUAGGCGGCAGCGGUGCGGGGCGCAAGCGUAUGCAGAUUCUGUCGGUCGAGGACAAUGCGAUCAACCGCAAGGUGAUCGCUGCGUUCCUGGCCAAGCUGGACGUCGACUUUGUGGAAGCGACCAACGGCGAAGAGGGGAUCGCGCAGUUUGAGCGAUAUCCGCCGAACCACUUUGACGUGGUGCUGAUGGACCUGUCGAUGCCGGUGCUGGAUGGCAUCUCUGCGAUUGCGGCGAUCCGCAAGAUCGAGCUGGAGCGGUAUCGGGCGCAUGGCAGCGGCAGCCACGAGGGAGCGGGCGGCGCGCGGCUCAGUCGCGGAGGCUCGGCGGGCGGUGGCGGUGGCGCGGCGACGAAGCCGCCGGCGCGAUACCGGAGCAAGAUCUUUGCGCUCACCGGGCGAUCGACGGACGAGGACAAGCGGCAGGCGUUCCAGACGGGCGCCGAUGGCUACAUUGUCAAGCCGCUGAGCUUCAAGGUGCUCUCGUCGCUGUUACGCAUGCUGAUGCGCUAG